UUCCGCGACGAAAUGGAUAGUUAUUUGAGUAACUUCGACGUCAAAUCCAAACAUGCUUCAGAAGAAGCCUUGGAAAAAUGGAGGCAAGUUUGUGGUUUCGUCAAGAAUCCCAAACGGCGCUUUCGAUUCACUGCCAACCUCUCCAAACGUUACGAGGCUGCUGCAAUGCGUCGCACCAAUCAGGAAAAAUUGAGAAUUGCUGUACUGGUUUCAAAAGCUGCUUUUCAGUUUAUCUCUGGUGUACAGCCUAGUGAUUAUGUUGUUCCUGAAGCAGUCAAAGCUGCUGGUUUUCAACUUUGUGCUGAUGAGUUAGGAUCCAUUGUGGAAGGCCAUGAUGUGAAGAAACUAAAGUUUCAUGGUGGAGUAGAGGGCAUUGCUGAAAAGCUCUCCACAUCAACAGCCAAAGGACUAACUGCUGAUACCGGUUUGUUGAAUAAAAGGCAAGCGAUUUAUGGAAUCAAUAAGUUUGCUGAGGCCGACGCUAAGGGAUUCUGGGUAUUUGUCUGGGAAGCUCUUGAGGAUAUGACCCUUAUGAUCCUCGGGGUGUGCGCUAUUGUGUCGUUGGCCGUAGGAAUAGCAAUGGAAGGUUGGCCGGACGGAGCUCAUGAUGGACUUGGGAUCGUCGCAAGUAUCUUAUUGGUUGUAUUCGUCACGGCGAUGAGCGAUUAUCGCCAAUCUCUGCAGUUCAAGGAUUUGGACAAGGAGAAAAAGAAAAUCACCAUUCAGGUAACAAGAAAUGAUUGUAGACAGAAAAUGUCCAUAUAUGAUUUGCUUCCUGGUGAUAUUGUACACCUUAAUAUUGGUGAUCAAGUCCCUGCUGAUGGCCUUUUCGUAUCGGGUUUUUCCGUGCUAAUCGAUGAAUCAAGUUUAACAGGGGAGAGUGAGCCGGUAUUUGUGCAUGAUACAAACCCUUUUAUGCUUUCUGGUACUAAGCUUCAAGAUGGAUCAUGCAAGAUGCUGGUUACCACUGUUGGGAUGAGAACUCAAUGGGGUAAACUGAUGGCAACCCUCAGUGAAGGGGGAGAUGAUGAGACACCACUGCAGGUGAAAUUGAAUGGAGUAGCAACCAUUAUAGGGAAGGUAGGUCUGUUUUUUGCUGUAGUGACUUUUUCUGUAAUGAUUCAAGGACUGGUAGUGAGUAAAGUGCAAGAAGGGACUAUCUGGAACUGGUCUGGCGACGAGUUACUGAAACUGCUGGAGUUCUUUGCUGUUGCAGUGACAAUUGUUGUUGUUGCAGUUCCAGAGGGUCUACCAUUGGCAGUGACUCUGAGCCUUGCUUUUGCCAUGAAGAAGAUGAUGAAUGAUAAAGCACUAGUUCGACACCUUGCAGCUUGCGAGACUAUGGGGUCAGCAACGAGUAUUUGCAGCGAUAAAACUGGGACACUAACCACUAAUCGCAUGACCGUCGUGAAAUCAUGCAUUUGCAUGAAUGUCAAGGAAGUAAGUAACAUCGAUAAAGCUUCUUUCUGCUCUGAAAUUCCAGAAUCUGCUGUAAAACUUCUUCUACAAUCAAUUUUUCUGAACUCUGGAGGUGAAAUUGUUAUCGGCAAAGACGGAAAACGUGAGAUAUUGGGAACUCCCACAGAGACUGCUUUAUUAGAGCUUGGCUUGGCUCUAGGUGGAGAUCCCCAAGCAGAACGACAAGCAACAAAAACUGUUAAGGUUGAGCCAUUCAACUCUACAAAGAAAAGAAUGGGUGUAGUGCUGGAGCUUCCUGGAGCAUCAUUACGAGCACAUACUAAAGGAGCUUCGGAGAUAGUUUUGGCUGGAUGUGACAAGGUGAUCAAUUCUAAUGGACACGUUGUUCCCUUGGAUGAAAAAUCCAUGAACCACCUCAAUGGUAUAAUAAAUCAGUUCGCUAAUGAGGCUCUUCGAACCCUGUGCCUUGGCUAUAUGGAACUUGACAAAGGUUUUUCCCCUGACAGUGCUAUCCCAGUUUCCGGGUAUAUUUGUUUAGGAAUCGUGGGCAUUAAAGAUCCUGUUCGCCCUGGUGUCAAAGAAUCUGUUGCUACUUGUCGUACCGCCGGCAUUACUGUAAGAAUGGUUACCGGAGACAACAUAAACACUGCAAAGGCCAUAGCCAGGGAAUGUGGAAUUCUUACAGAUGAUGGUGUAGCCAUUGAAGGUCCGGAUUUCAGAGAGAAGACGCAGGAAGAAAUGCUUAAUUUAAUUCCUAAGAUUCAGGUGAUAGCUCGAUCUUCUCCUAUGGACAAGCAUACUCUGGUGAAGCAAUUACGAACUACGUUCGAUGAAGUUGUUGCAGUGACUGGUGAUGGAACGAAUGAUGCCCCAGCCCUACAUGAAGCAGAUAUCGGCUUAGCAAUGGGAAUUGCUGGAACUGAGGUGGCCAAGGAGAGUGCUGAUGUCAUAAUUCUGGAUGACAAUUUCACGACAAUUUUGACAGUGGCCAAAUGGGGCCGUUCAGUAUACAUAAAUAUUCAAAAAUUUGUGCAAUUUCAACUGACUGUCAACAUUGUUGCCUUAAUUGUUAACUUCUCCUCAGCAUGUUUGACAGGGAGCGCUCCUCUGACGGCUGUUCAGCUACUGUGGGUGAACAUGAUUAUGGAUACCUUGGGAGCACUUGCACUUGCAACUGAGCCACCAACCGAUGAACUAAUGAAGCGCUCACCGGUGGGAAGGAAAGGAAAUUUUAUCAGUAACGUCAUGUGGAGGAACAUCUUUGGGCAAUCUUUCUAUCAGUUAGUGGUAAUAUGGUGUCUUCAGGCAAAAGGAAAAGCAUUGUUUAAUCUCGACGGCCCUGAUUCUACCCUGAUAUUGAACACACUUAUUUUCAAUUCAUUUGUCUUCUGUCAGGUUUUCAACGAGAUAAGCUCACGAAAUAUGGAGGAAAUAGAUGUUUUCAGCGGCAUAUUAAAUAAUUACGUUUUCGUGGCUGUUCUUGGCUGCACCGCAGUUUUCCAAGUACUCAUCAUUGAAUUUCUGGGUGCAUUUGCUAGCACAACGCCGCUCACUUGUACACAGUGGUGCGUAAGUGUCCUCAUCGGGUUCCUAGGCAUGCCGAUCGCUGCCGGUUUAAAGAUGGUUCCGGUGUGAACCCUACAAAAAAAAAUGGCAGAUAUGUUGGUUUGUGAAGAACAUCAACAAAACCUUUAAAUGCCCCUCGUGGUGUAAGACUCCCUAGUGACUAUGAACCUUUUGCUCUUAUAUUUUCUUCUUUGUUGACAAUUUGCCUGAGUUUCUUUCCAUUAAAAUGGUAAAUAGAGAGUUUGUGAUCAAGAAUCUCUAUGAUCAAGUUCUUUUUUUUUCUUAAAUAUUUUGGUUUUUAUAGGCUAAGCAGUAGGUUGGUUCUUAUAUUUUUGUAUUUGUUAUUGAUUUACUUGUAUUUGGGUAAGUGUCAUAUGCUUGUAUAUGUCAUUUGCCAGACAUGAACUUUCUUAUUUCCACCCCCCAUGUUUAUAGAAUCAUAUUCCAUUCU
This is a messenger RNA of Hibiscus syriacus, 3436 nucleotides long. RefSeq names its product calcium-transporting ATPase 2, plasma membrane-type-like. Gene Ontology annotation, molecular function: ATP hydrolysis activity; calmodulin binding; ATP binding. Bases 13 to 3054 code for a protein of 1013 amino acids. NCBI's taxonomy places the organism in Eukaryota, Viridiplantae, Streptophyta, Magnoliopsida, Malvales, Malvaceae. Gene Ontology annotation, biological process: calcium ion transmembrane transport. The record is from RefSeq and is a predicted model, not a curated record. The transcript is spliced from 7 exons. Gene Ontology annotation, cellular component: intracellular membrane-bounded organelle; membrane.